This is a messenger RNA of Fundulus heteroclitus (mummichog), 2239 nucleotides long. RefSeq names its product tubulin epsilon and delta complex 2 (gene tedc2). The transcript has 9 exons. NCBI's taxonomy places the organism in Eukaryota, Metazoa, Chordata, Actinopteri, Cyprinodontiformes, Fundulidae. Bases 363 to 1814 code for a protein of 483 amino acids. The record is from RefSeq and is a predicted model, not a curated record.
CGAGAACGGAGAACUCGGAAGACGUUAAAAGUUUUACUUUGUACUUAGUUCGCAUGACAAUACAAAUCAAGUAUUCGCCCUUAAGAAAUUAUAGUUAUUACUAUUUACCAGUUUAUUUUUCCGAGCAUGUAAAUGAUAAUCGUAACCCACUUUUUAUCAUCGUCAGGCGAAACGUGGCUUCCGCAUCCGUUAAGUGUGACUUCGCGGGUCAAGAGAAUUUUGUACCUCAAGAUAUCAACCUGCGGUGUGAAUAUAUAUGAUGCUUUGUAAAAGUUCUGCCUAUUCGUGAGAACCAGACGCUUGACUGUCUAUUCAGCUUCGUUUCGGCAGAAAUAAAUCUUCGAACGAGAAACGCAAGAAGCAUGUCGCUACUGUCUGCUGUUGAGGAGGUUAUCAAGACAUAUAAAAGUGAACAAGCCAAACUCAACCGCAGCAUUCAGCUUUACAGAGAAAUCCUACAGAGUCUGACAACACAACCCGAGGCUGGCUCUGACGAACCAGAAUCAGCAGAUGCUGCUGCUGCUGCAGAUGCUGAGUCCUCACCGGGGGAGAAGGAAGAUAUAGAGCUGCUUGAGCAGGCGCUGCAAAAAGCCCUUCAGGUCCGCAGCGCCACAGAGGUCUCUAGACGAGACGGCGGCAAAAGCAAACCGUCUGCAGCUCCCAAAGAAUCAGGAAAUGUGCCGGCGCCAUCAGCGGCGCCUAAAGAGGGUCAAGCGACCAUCAAGUCGAGUCAAAAGUCCGCCGGCCUUCACAGAGAAGGCCACAAGAAGCCCGGUUUUUCACUCAGCUCGAGGCCUUCAGCGGGCCAAAAACCAGCCCAGUCCAAAGACGUAACCCGACAGCAUCCCUCCUCGGCGGCCCGGGCCGGGCGUCGCCAGGCAUCUAGGAGACUGCAGCCGGCUGUCUUGGCAGGAUCUGCCUCUGCCGAUCAGAACCCAGCCUCGCUCUUUAAAACCAAGACCGUCCGAAGCAACGUGCCAGGAGACAAUGGCCCGGGCAAAGCUGCAUCUGUCUCCGUGCCUCCUUCCAGUGACAUAGGGUCCUUUUCAGGGACAGAUGGGUCUGGGGCCGGCAGCUUGCAUCAACAGAAUGGCGGGCUUUCUGAGCAGAUUAGAAAAUGGAAAUCUUUGAGGAGCAAACAAGACAGAUUGUGGGGAAAAGUCAUUACCUUGCAGAGGACGCCUGAGCCUGGGAGGAGAAGCUUCCUGCAGAGAAUGAGGGCGACGUUUCCUAAUGAUUGGCCACGUGGGAGUCCAGAUGAGGCCAGGUUUCUGCUCCACAGACUAACCGACCAAAGGCUCAGCCUCGCACAGCUCUGCCCAACCGAGGGGAUUCUUGUCAAGCAGCCGUCAGAAAUGGACUCUGAGCUCCUGGUUGGCGAGGAGACCGAGUCCCCUUCCCGUCUGACACAGGAGCGGCCGCCGCCGACGACAGCAGAGCUCCACGUCUGUGCAGACAAAGUGAAACAAGAGUGGAAAGCGUGGGAUCGAUGGAGGCCGGAGGGAGGCUGUCUUUGCCCGUCUGAGGCGGCCGGCGCGUUCGGAGAUGGCUCGGCUUCACCUCUGCCCCUGACCAUAACCUACAGGACGGAGCGGGAGCUCCAGCAGCUGGAGAGGCUGCGGAUGAGAGUGGCACUGCUGCAGCAGGAGAUUUACCUGGAACAGGUUCUCUUGGACACGCUGUCCCCUGUGCUUUCAUCCAUCAGACCUGGACCUGGAUGCCCACCCCCCAGUGUGCUCAGAGACGUCUACUCCCUCCUGGGCGAAGGAGGGGAGCGUUUCGCUGCCAUCGUCCAGGACUCUGAGCAUGACUGACGAAUGAGCUCGUUGCACUGAGAGUUAACGGCUUAGCAGCAGGUAUGCUUACAGGAGACUCAGGAGGGCGGUAAAAACACAAUAGUAACGCUGCUGUUAGAAGAUCAGUCGAAGCAAAAACACAAGCAAACAGAAUUAAAUCUUUGAAAUGUCUGUUAAAGUUUCCCUUGUGAAUAACCGGGGUCUGUUUGUGUGAUUGAUGACCUGUCUGUAACGCGUCUGAGCUCUUACUUAGCUGCUGGGAUCAUAUAGCCGACGACCAGGCUAGACAUGUGCCCCUAAUGAAUGAAAAGGUGGGAACUGACCUAGGGUCCAGUCAAGACUGUAUGUUUUCAUUUUAAUGGAGUUCUGCAUCUUUCUUGAAUGUUUUUUUGUGAACGUCUAACCUUUGAUUUGUUUCUCUGUGAAUCUCAGUAAAAUGGAGA